This is a messenger RNA of Bradysia coprophila, 1744 nucleotides long. Its product is annotated as putative serine protease K12H4.7. Gene Ontology annotation, biological process: proteolysis. NCBI's taxonomy places the organism in Eukaryota, Metazoa, Arthropoda, Insecta, Diptera, Sciaridae. Gene Ontology annotation, molecular function: dipeptidyl-peptidase activity; serine-type exopeptidase activity. The record is from RefSeq and is a predicted model, not a curated record.
AACGAUAAAGUUCAAUAAAAGUGUUGAGACUUAUAGUUUGGGCAUUAUGUGAAUCGUGAUAAUUCGAUUUUUAUCUUUGACUUAAAUAGGAAUUUUUCGUUACGUUUCAAUUCAAAAUUUGUGAGUCCGUCGGAAAGACAAGGAACAUUUACAAUGGCGAAACUGUUAGUUCUAGUCACAUUAGUGGCUAUGAUUUUGGUGGCUGAAGGUAUCCGCAUGAACAAGAUUAAAGGCAAGGCCAACGAGAAGCUCCACAAACUGUUAAACCGUCGUGAUCCGUUCCCCGAACCAGAAAAUCCACCACGCACCAGUAAUGUUGUGGAAGGAUGGGUUACACAACGUGUAGACAAUUUCGAUACAAACAACAACGCCACCUGGCAACAACGAUACUUGAUGAACGGUGAACAUUUCUUGGAAGAUGGAUGCAUUUUCCUUUUCUUGGCUGGAGAAUGGCCAAUUACCGGUUAUCGUCUGGAAAACAGUUUCAUGGAAGAAAUGUCGCAAGAAUUGUCCUGUUACAUGUUCUACUUGGAACAUCGUUACUAUGGUGAAAGCAGACCAACUGAUGAUGUAACCGAUGAAAAUUUGAGAUUCUUGACUGUUGACCAAGCUCUUGCUGAUGCCGCUCAUUUCGUUGAACACAUUAAGUCAAAUGCCGUUACUCCUGGAGCGCAAAAUUCACCAGUUAUUGUCAUUGGUGGUCAAUACUCUGCUAGUUUGGCAGCAUGGAUGCGUCAAAACUAUCCUCAUCUCGUUGCUGGUGCCUGGGCAUCGAGCGCACCCGUGCUCGCUGUUUAUGACCAGUUCCAGUACAAAGAACUUUCCGGUGCCGUCUACCGUCACGUUGGUGGCAACGAGUGCUACGAGAGCAUUGAACGUGGUUUCGCUGAAAUGGAACAGAUGGCAGUUUACAACCCUGAGGAACUUGCAGAUAUGUUCCAUUUAUGUAAUGAAAUCGAGGACGAACUCGACAUUCAAAUUUUCUUCUCCGCAAUGUCAGAAGUAUUCUCCCUGUUGGCUCAAUUCGACCAAGUUGCAAACGUUGCCGGAGUCUGUGAUCUUAUUGCUGGCGAGCACGAAUCCGAUGCUGCAGCGAUUGCCGCCGUAAUUGUGUAUUUGAUUGAUGAGCUCGGUGAAGAUGAGGAAUGUAUCGACAUUGACUAUGAAGCGGCUAUUGAAGGAGAACGUCAGACAGAAUGGACUGAUCCAAUUCCUAGCUUCGGAUUGAGACAAUACACCUAUCAACUCUGCUCGGAACUCGGAUGGUAUCACUCAUCCAACUCCGAUUUCCAACCGUUCGGAUCCAGCUUCCCAUCGGAAUUCCGUCACAUCGCCUGCGGAGAUAUUUUCGAUUUCUAUUCCCGAGACACUGCUGUUGAGAACAUUAACCGUUUCAAUUCAAUCCGCGGAGGUUUGAAUCCUGGUUCAACCAAUAUUUUCUACACUCACGGACAACUGGAUCCAACCAGAAGCGUCGGUGUUCAGACCACCUUCCAUGAAUCAUCACCAGUCCUUGUUAUUUUAGGUGCGUCGCAAGGCAAUGAUUUGGGUCCAUCAGAUGAAGAUGACUCUGAAGCAUUGACAGAGGCAAGGGAGACCAUUAAAUAUCGACUUUACAAUUAUAUCAGAGAAGCCCAACGAGACACUAUUGUUCCAAUUUAAGUCCGUUCUUUACGGUUUAGUAGAUUGUAGUAGCAUCGAAUGAAGCGUCGUUAAGUUUAAAUAAAUUGAAAACGAACGGAAA